UUCGCUCGGCCGAACACGCGACAAACGAACCGGCAUGGAUACAGCGAACGAUACCCGGUGGUGAACCACCUCCGAAAAACGAACCGUUACGGAGUUAUUCGUAAAUUCACCUUUUUUUUUGCUCGUGUGUGUUAUAUUUGUUUGAUUUCGGCAUGUCGGGAUUGGACAAGGAUCGCUUCCACCGUGCGGCCCGUGAUGGAUUUCUGGAUUUGUUGAGGGAUGCCACCCGCAAGGAUUGCAAUGCCCCCGACGAGGACGGAAUGACCCCCACCCUGUGGGCGGCCUAUUAUGGAAACCUGGAUGCGCUCAGGCUUAUAGUGGGAAGAGGGGGAGAUCCGGACAAAUGCGACAACUUUGGAAACACAGCUCUGCACUGGGCAGCUGCCAACGGUCACAUGAAUUGCGUAUCUUUUCUGGUCAACUUCGGCGUUUCGCUGUGGGCGCUGGACAACGAUUUCCACACAGCGUCCAAUGUAGCAGCUAUGAACCAGAGAGACGAGAUCAUCCGUUACUUGGACGAUGUCGUGGCCAGACAGAGCGCCCUCAACAAGAAACUCGUCCAAAAGUUGAAGGAAAAGGCAGUGAUCGACGCCGAGAAAAGAAUAAAGAUGUACCAGAAACUUCAGAGAAAAGCUGCGAAGAAGGCAGAAAAGGAAGAAAAAGAAAUCGAAAAGCAGAGGCGGAAGCUCUAUGGAUCGGAAUUCCAGCUCAACGGGUUGAUCAGCAAGGCUUCCAGUUUGACAAUAUCCAGUUUGAAGCGAGAGUGCAAAAUCACGUAUGCGUCCCCAAAAUAUUCAGACAUCAUCAGCAAUGGUGCAGGUACCACCAAGAAAGGCUUAGGUGCUGUCUCCAAGAGAAUACAGCAGAAGAAGCAGAAUGUGGUCAUGACCGCUGCGGACUUCAAGGUCAGGGAGACCGAAAUGAAUGGCAAGAGAUCAAUUCGCUCACUAUCUGGACUGCUCAGGGAUUCGGAAGUACUGUACGUGCCUAAAUAUGACACUCAGAGUACGACUUCUGGUGGUAACAAUCAAAGGAGGCAUAUGAAAGAUGUGUUUGACAACAAGAGUGAAUUGUCCAGGGCAAUCAGUGAACCUGAUUUCUUGCAUGCCACAGAUUCAGGAUUCGGAGACGAUGUUCCUCCCAUGGAACCGUCAGGCAGUAUUUUCGAAAGACCUGGUUUUGGGUCUGUGGCUUUCAGGAAUUCCAUGUCGGGCACUCUGAUGUCCUUGCCUUCGACGUCAACUGAAGAAAAUGAUGAUGAGUGCGAUGAUGAUCUUGAUUCCAUCAGAGCUAGUGAAAAAGAUUCAGAUUUACAAAAUGACUCUGUUGAGGACAGCAUUGGAAGCGCUGGCAGCUUGGCACAGAGGAAUAAUCACGCACCCUGGGAUGACGAUGAAGGGCACUUUGAUGAUGAAGGUAUGGACUCAACUCCACUUGUUGUUUUCCUUGUUGCUCACGGCUUGGUGGAAUACACUGCCGCUUUCACGAAAGAGAAAAUAGACCUGGAAGCUCUCAUGCUGCUCACAGAGGAAGACCUCAAGGACUUGGGAUUGCCCCUCGGACCUCGAAGGAAACUGGCCAAAGCCAUAGAAGACAGAAAAAUGGCCAUGGUGACUCCUGGAGACCUACUGGACUCUAAACUGUAGCAAAUCGAUGGCAGAAUUCAUCGUAAUCGAAUGAUCAAUUGUGGCACAGCAUUUAAGAACUGAUUUUACGACUUUUGAUGCAUGGAAGCUAAACCAAAACUUGGAAGCAACGUUCUGUUUUCGUAGUCAUUAACAGAUGAAUGGACAAUAUUGUUGUUUCACUGAGAACUGUGAUAAGCAUUGUUCAAGAGAUUGGCUUUUAAGAAUAAAGCUAAAUUAAGUUAUAAGAAGCAGUGCUAAAGAAGAUAAAACAUAUUUUGUACAUUUAGUUUUGAGUGUAAUAAUUCCCGAUACAAAUGUAAGAUACGAUAUGGGAAAGUAGACGAAUCAAGAACUGUUAGAAAAUAAUGCAUUUAAACACACUUUGGAUCACUAGGAUAUUGUUACAAAGUGUAACAAUAUUGUACAAAGUAUUGUAUUGUUACAAAGUUUAAAAGUUUGCAGAAAAAAUAUAUUUAUUCUUUUAUGAAUUUUAUUCUGAUUUUAGUAAAAUUUUUAUACGUCUGCCUUUCUUAAUUUAAUAAUUUUUACCGAUAGGAAGUAGAAAAAAAAAUCAAAUAUUGCGAUGGUAUUUUAAUACAUGAAAAAAGUUAAAAAUGGCAUCUUUAGCCGGUGACAUCACAAUCAUGUGACAAGCAUAAUUGCGCAUGUCAUUUAAUAGCCUGUUUUCAUAUGCAAUGUUGCGUUAUGUCCUAUUUUUUAUCCAACGAGGUACCCAAGAGUUUCGCAUUGACCAUCAGAACGGAUAUCGAGCCACUUGUUUUUUUUUAUUUUAAAUUUUCAUUAAAAUUACUUAGUGAUUAUUGAACAUAGAAUAACAGAUCCUAAGUUUUAAUUUUGCAUGAUUGUUUUUUAAUGAAAAUUGAUAAGUUCCAAUCUUCUAUGUGAGCCUUGAAAUACAUUUAUUUACAUUUUAUUUGUAGGUUUGACAGUGUCCUGAUUUCUAUGAGAUCAUGUGGAUUUCUGUCUGCGUACAGUAUUAUCUUACAACUAAUUACAGUUAAUAGUACGGUUUUUGUUUCAAUUUCAAUAUUAUUGUUGAAUUUUUUUAAAAAUAUUAAGAAAAUUGAUCCUUUAGAAGGCAUACCCUUUACGAUGCCAGAUAAAUAAAUGUAAUGGCAAGCAAAAUGCCAACCUAUAUCUUAUACAUAAAUAACUGAAACCAUUAUAUAUGUGACGCAUGAAACCAUGAGACAAUAAUCGCUGUUUCGUGCAGUUUUUAGUGAUUUGUAAUUGUGAAUUUGUACAGAUAUACAUUUUUGUAAUUAUUUCUUACAGUGAUGUUUGUAGACGUGAUUAAUGUACAGACAUACAAGUUUUGCCAGCAAAACUUGGGUAUGCUCCUCUAUCAGUUUUCCGUCCAUGUGAAAUGUAGAAUAUCUUUUGUACACUUGAAUAUUUCCAAAG
Messenger RNA from Argiope bruennichi, 3053 nucleotides. It is a transcript of the gene Sans, whose product is annotated as pre-mRNA splicing regulator USH1G-like. The record is from RefSeq and is a predicted model, not a curated record. Gene Ontology annotation, molecular function: protein binding. Bases 153 to 1646 code for a protein of 497 amino acids. The transcript has 3 exons. Lineage: Eukaryota; Metazoa; Arthropoda; Arachnida; Araneae; Araneidae.